Molecule: messenger RNA, 597 nt
Organism: Opisthorchis viverrini
Lineage: Eukaryota; Metazoa; Platyhelminthes; Trematoda; Opisthorchiida; Opisthorchiidae
Exons: 2
Coding region: 1-597 (198 amino acids)
Source: RefSeq, a predicted model, not a curated record
AUGGUUUUGUGGCGUUCCUAUAAAAUGCUCUCAAAAUGUUUCUGCGUACAGGACACCGUUUUACGAACACUACUUCACAGGGCGCUUCAGACUCGAUUUGAGACGAAGCUUGUACGUGAAUUGAUGAUAAAUCUAUUUUACUUCCCUAUGAGCAUUACCUUCCGGUUCAGUAUACUUUUGCAUACACGCUUCCACCAGAAGAGUUCAUUCUACUUGGAUCCACUUAUCAUUGCUCCAUAUCUUUCAGUUACGGAUAUGCAAGACUUGAAUACCUCGCGCUUCCACCUUAGAUUAAGCAACUUUUCCGUCUCACGUCCACAAAAUGCCAGGAUCCAAGAGACUACUCACAAAGUUGCUGAAAACUCCUCGACAGCCCAAGACCGGUUUCGCCCUUCUUGGCACUCAUCAGGUAGGCGCAGUGCCCGAGUUUCCGUCAACCUUAUGAUCUACUUGAACUCAAAUUGGACUGUUUUCGAGAAAUACAUUCAUUUGCAAACCAAUUUGGUUUUCACGAGAGACCCAACUGAAUCUUUCGUUUAUGCUAUUCUACAGCUGAAAGAAAAUACACUUCGGUAUCUCGAAUAUCGUGCCAACUGA